This is a messenger RNA of Nematostella vectensis (starlet sea anemone), 2561 nucleotides long. RefSeq lists its product as uncharacterized. Lineage: Eukaryota; Metazoa; Cnidaria; Anthozoa; Actiniaria; Edwardsiidae. The coding region runs from base 1035 to 2132 and encodes 365 amino acids. The record is from RefSeq and is a predicted model, not a curated record. Gene Ontology annotation, cellular component: external side of plasma membrane. The transcript has 7 exons. Gene Ontology annotation, biological process: biological process involved in interspecies interaction between organisms. Gene Ontology annotation, molecular function: carbohydrate binding.
AGUAGAGAGCAGGAUCCUAGAUCCCCCAAUAAUACCUUUGAUCAGUCAACACAAAAGGUGUUUAUGCUGGCUCCGCUUUUAGGCAGUGCCUAAAUCUAUAUAUUUUAUUUUAAGCAUAAACAAAUCUAUCAUUUGGAGCAAUGUCAAGAUUGUAAUGAUCCGAGCUUUAUAGAAGAUGAAGGAUAGUGUAGGUUGGAUAGCGGAAUAGUGUACUCCAAGCGUAGUGAUUGAAUACUGUUUAUUGAUAGUCGAGCUAAGGCUUAUACGUGAUUACAAAUGGGUGCGGUUUUCUAGUAUUGAUUACAAUGUCAAUCAAAUAAUACAAUAGGCUAAUAUCAUUACAAAGAUGGUCAACUAUCUCGUAAACAUUAGGCCAAGUAAGAAUAAAAACAAGUUUAUCGUCCUAGGGAGCAUGCGGCCCUUUUAGUUAUUAUUUUUUAUUAAUUUUUUCUCCCUGGUUUAUCAAAGAUUUGUACGAUUUACCAAGGAAAUUUUCGCGAUGUUGCGAACGGGUGAAAAAAAAUCGUCAGAAAAGCCUUGAAACGGGAACGUCUGCCUGUAUUUCAGUGCCCGGGCACCGCUAACGCACGAAAUUUGAGCUUCUGAGGAACAAACAAUCAAAAAAGCAGCAGAAAUAACUAAAUAAAAAAUACAAAUAAAGUUGAUGCGGCCUUGAAAAAGGAUGCGGGCGGGGACGAUAAACAUAUCUUUUUUUACUUGGCCUUAACAUAGAAAUGUUAUUUGACACUCUCCCCUUUUCUCCUCAGACGUUAAGAUGAGAAAUCUUUCAUUUGGAAGUGCGUCUGCAGUGUUCUUGGCUUGCGGCAUUCUCCUACUCAGCCAUGCUCAAUCCGAUCAGUGCACUGGAAACAAUCUAAGCCUCUCCAUGAAAAGCCGGCUGGAGUGCGGGAUAUUCCAGACAGUGCUGACCAACCGAACCGGAUGCAUACGGACAUGUCUGACAACCCUGAAAUGUUUUUCGUUGAAUUUCUACCGAAGUUUGACAAACGGCUCAGAGAUCUGCUAACUAGUGGAUGAUGUGCAGAAAAAAUAAAAUACAUGGAUGUAUGAAAAAGCACCACGGAGACCACACGGAAAUCGAGGAUUACAAGCCGUGUCACCCACUAAAAAAGUGCAAGUUGUUUACACGCAAAGCUCUCGACGAUAAUUGGUACCAGCUCGGGUCCAAGAAGUUCAAGGCAUUUUCCAAGCAAAAGACCUGGGAGAAAGCUCGGGCAGCCUGUGGCGGUAUAGGCGCCAGCCUCGCUUCGGUGACUAAUGAGAUUGAAAGUCAGCUGAUUGGUCAAGUGAUGUUGUCUCUUAUCAAAAUUGAUGUGAAGGAGACGUUUUCCCCAAUGGCUUACUGGAAGCUAGAUGGAACAGACCCCCCAUCGUCUGGCUUGAGACUUGCUGGCAAUGUGGAGUACGUCCAAGACGAGGACAUCAAAACCACCGUUCUUUACUUCCCCGGCACUCCAGGCGACUACGCCACCACACCUCGCUACGACUUCAGCUCCAUCAGCGUGACCAUCGCCAUGUGGGUCAAAGCGUUCGAGAUGAACAACACGUACCUCUACUCGUACUGGGACAGGGGAAAAUACGUUUUCCGCCUCGAAAUGUCAAGACAUAAAAACUUGGUAUUCACUUUGUUCGGAAGCGCUACUUCUAUCAGCGGAGGAUCCCUUAUUCUAAACAAGUGGCACUUCAUAGCCGGAGUCUGGAACAAGGAUACGUUAGACGCCAGUAUUUUCAUAGAUGGCGUCACAGUCAAGCAGCAGAACAUGGCGGGUGAAAGCGUGCAAUCCAGUGCUGGUGUUACGGAAUACUUCAUCGGAUGGAGAAAAGACGCUGGGUACCCAAUACAUGCACGCAUAGCCCAUUUGAUGCUGUUCGACAAAGCGAUUUCAACAGAGAGAUUGAAUCUGGUUCAAGAAGCUACUGACGGCAAAGAAGUUUGGCUUGGUCUUAAUGACAAGACAACCGAAGGAAACUUCUUCUGGCAAGAUUCUGAGCCUGCAAGCUACCAAAACUUCGCCCCAGGCUGUGUAGUUGCGAGGGACUCGGACGAGGGAAAGUGGGCAGACACCUUGUGUGACGUCAAGCGUCCAUACAUCUGCAUGAAACCAGCGUGAGAUUGCAAGCAAAAACCAGCGAAUUUCAACAUGAACCUAAAAAAUAAUUUGGGGAAUUGUACAGCAGGAUUAAAAACGUUGUGAUAUUAUGGCAACAUUGCCAAAUUAUGAGGCUUAUUUUGUUUUCAAGACUCUACAGUCCAACCUUUUCACAGCUGUUUAGGUUUAUUCUGAAUAUUGGAAUAUCUUUAUAUUAUUUUAGGCUUUACCCUUAUAUUAUUGUAGGCUUUAUCCUUUUAUUAUUGUAGACUUUAUCCUUAUAUCAUUGUAGGUUUUCUCCCUAUUUUAUUUCAGGCUGUAGCAAUUUAAUGGAGCUGUUUUUAUACUAGUAUCCGUUAUAUUUUAGUGAAACUACCGGAGUUUGUGCUGCCCGAAUUGAAAUCUAAUUUCCUGGUAGUCAUGCGUCACAAAAUUUGGAUCAGGAGACAA